AUGAGACUAUGUGAUAUUCCACAAAUUUUAAUUUAUAAUUCAUUGACCUAUGAGCUAAGAGUCGUUAUAAGUUUUCCCCCUGGCAAAUUUAAACUUCGAAUCACCAUUGGUGAUUAUAAUGGAUACGCUGAAAGAGGUACCGGAAGUUGGGAACUCUUCGAUGACUUGAAAAAAAACCAAUACCAACCAAGUUUAUGUGUUCAAUGCCAAACCAAACAAAAAGUUCCGAAAAAAGGUAUUGUAAUCAAACCUAUUAUAAGUCGUGAACUUAAUUCCCGGUGUCAAGUAGCCUUUGUAGAUAUGCAAACUUGCAAAGAUGGUGAAUUUAAAUGUAUAUUAAAUUAUCAGGAUCACCUAACAAAAUGUAUUCAAUUAAGACCUCUAAAAUCUAAAACUGCAGAAGAAGUUGCACAUCACUUAUUAAAUAUAUUUCUUAUUUUCGGUGCGCCAAAUAUUUUACAUUCCGACAAUGAACGAGAGUUCGUAAAUAAAGUUAUAUCAGAGCUGUGUUCAAUGUGGGAUGGUGUGAAAAUUGUGCAUGGUAAACCACGCCACAGCCAAACACAAGGAUCCAUCGAAAGGACAAACCAAGAUUUCCAAAAUAUACUGAGAGCUAUGAUGGAAGAUAAUGACACUACAAAAUGGUCAGAAGCAUUACCAUUUGUCCAAUUUGCGAAAAAUACGACGUAUCAUCAAGCCCCUCAAACUGACCUAGAAAAUAAAGGAAGUGAUGACAAUGAAGUAGAGAAAGAGUCUAACGGUAAAAGCGACGAUAAUCUUGACAAUCAAGCAAAUAAUGAUGAAGAUAAGCUCAGCGAAAAAAGUGAUGACAAAAACCAAAAUGAAUUAUUAAACAAAAAUGAAAGGAAGGAGAAUACAAUUAAGAAUAGAGCUUUGGCACUAAAUGGACUUCAAACACAAGCAAGUGUAAUGCUGCGAUCGUCGAACCAAAAAUUUCCGCCUGCUCAAGUAGGUGAUACUGUUUGA
Messenger RNA from Metopolophium dirhodum (rose-grain aphid), 987 nucleotides. RefSeq names its product KRAB-A domain-containing protein 2-like. The record is from RefSeq and is a predicted model, not a curated record. Bases 1 to 987 code for a protein of 328 amino acids. Gene Ontology annotation, molecular function: nucleic acid binding. The transcript is spliced from 4 exons. NCBI's taxonomy places the organism in Eukaryota, Metazoa, Arthropoda, Insecta, Hemiptera, Aphididae. Gene Ontology annotation, biological process: DNA integration.